UUUUCCCAUCUGAGCAUUUCUAAUGCAUUUCAAAAAUACUGUUUACUAAUAGUCAUAUCUGCCUAUUGCGUUAUCUCUGCUUCUUAACUUGAACGGAUAAGUUAUUCAGUACAUGAAGAAUCCAUCUUAGAAAGAAGAAACAAGAGAGACCUCAGUAAGAGAAAAGUACAAAGACAAAAACCAUCCAAUGGACCCUGCAACAGCCUGGCAACAGCAGUAAAUGAAUCAACAAAAAUGAAUGGAGAUCAGUUACUGUGUCCCUGAUAAAACUUCCCACGUUAAUUCCUGAACAUUUGAGGCCAACUGCCAUGCUAUCAGUGGAGAUGGAGUAAAGCACCUUUAUCUAAGCCUUCGCUAACACGGUGCUCAGCUGUGACUCAGAGAGGGCACCAUCAAGGAGCUGAAUGAUUUAUUUAUGAGGACUGUUCUUCAUCUAUCCGCCUUCAGAUCACAAGGCCUCUCAGCGCUUAUGCCUUCAGGCUAACUUGAAACAGACAUUCUCAGCAGUGCAUGGUCCUGUUAGUCCACAUUGCAGUUCCACGUGCUUCACACUAUCCACCAUGCCAACCUUACCAGAAGACAAGGGACAAUCAAAAGAGGCACAACACUACAGUUCUCCUCCAGUCAAAGACACUACUGUUGAAGGGACAACAUGCAGUACACCUUCUAUUGUUCUUCCAGAGAAUGCUGUUACGCCAGAUGUAGAAAUUGAUAAAAAUCUGGUUAACAGGCCUCGUAGUCCUCAUCGGAGACACUCGAACCGUGCCACUAGGAAUCCAACAAACUCAUUGACUUCUGUAGAUAACAGUGGUCAUGUGAUUGAUCUGGUAAAUGAUCAGCUACCAGAUGUCAAAAUAUCAGAAGAAGACAAAAAGAAGAACCUUGAAUUACUAGAAGAAGCAAAGAAAGUAAGUGAGAGAUUUCUAAUGCGCAGAGGCAGAAAGUCAAGAAGCAGCCAGCCAGAGUCACCGACAGCAGUUUCCCCAACACUUAGUCCCAAAGUUUCACCAGUAGCAUCUCGGAGCAACUCUCUCACUCUUCCAGUUCCAUCAGGGCCUGAUGCAUGCACAACCCCUGGCAUCGAGUCAGUAUCUCCAGGGCAGAAUAACAGAACUGUGAAAGAGGAUGACAGGCAAACUGCAGACAAUGCUGCAAAAGGAUUAAUUGAUCGAAGGCAGAAUGAUCAAAGAAAGAUUUCUCAGGGAAGGCUGGUUCCUCGUUCUGCUGGAUUUGAAAACUCCAAAGAGGAGCUCUCAGAACAAAAAGAAAACUUUGAUCCACGUAAACACAUGGAUACUUUACCUAAAUGCACCCCUUCAGGUGGUGAUGGUGGCAGAAUGUCUCUUAAUACUUGCAUGAAUGUUUGCGAAAAUGAACUUGGAAAAUCAUUCCUCAAGAAAACAAAAGAAAUAGAUGUUCCUUUAAGAAGCCAUCUACCAGGAUCAGGGAUAAGAAAUAUAGACUCAAAGCUAAAAUUUCCUGUUCCAGAAAUGAGGGACCAUAAAGUCUCAUGUAAACCAGAAUUUAAACUGUGUGGACUGCGUCCUCCUCUACUACGGGCUGUAUCGUGGGAUAGCUUGGAGCCUGGACAGAAAGACAAAACACCUUUAAAAUUACCUUCUGAAGACGAUAAAAGCCUUGGGGCUGGUAAUAAAUCCAGCAAUCAAUUCAAAACAUUCAAAGACCUUCAAAUCCAAGUUCAACCAGUUCGAAUGCAGAAAUUGACAAAGCUCAGAGAGGAGCAUAUUUUGAUGAGAAAUCAAAAUUUAGUUGGACUUAAACUUCCUGAACUUAGUGAAGCAGCUGAACAGGAAAAAGGCCCUUCACCUCUCCCUUCCCCCACUGAAGAGGAAGAGACAAAGAAUAGCUCUGAUGUCAUGCCCAGCAUUCCUGAUGUAUUGCUGCGAAAACUACGAGUGCACAAAUCACUUCCAGGAAGCUCCCCUCCACUUACUGAAAAAGAAGUUGAGAACGUAUUUGUACAACUUUCCUUGGCCUUCAGAAAUGAUAGUUAUACCUUGGAAUCUAGAAUUAACCAAGCAGAGAGAGAGCGAAAUCUUACUGAAGAGAACACUGAGAAGGAACUGGAAAACUUUAAAGCAGCCAUUACAUCUUCAGCUCACUUAUGGCAUCACUAUGAACACAGAGAAGCAUACCAGAAGCUAUUGGAGGAUAUUGCUGUUCUGCGGCGUUUAGCUGCUCGGCUGUCUAGUCGUGCUGAGAUGGUUGGAGCUGUUCGUCAGGAGAAGCGUAUGUCAAAGGCAACAGAAGUAAUGAUGCAGUAUGUGGAAAAUCUGAAAAGAACGUAUGAAAAGGAUCAUGCUGAACUAAUGGAGUUCAAGAAACUUGCCAAUCAGAAUUCUAGCAGAAGCUAUGGUGCAUCUGAAGAUGGAGUACCUCGUUCAUCAAGAUCUAUGUCUCUCACUGUUGGAAAGAAUAUGCCUCGGAGGAGAGUCAGCGUUGCUGUUGUUCCUAAAUUUAACUCCUUAAACAUUCCUGGUCAGUCACCAACAGCUUCACCUAUACCUUCAAUGCCAUCCCUGUCUGAAUCAUCUAGUAAUGGAAGGAGCAAUCUAACGUCUACUCCUGUUCUGCCAGCACUUUUAGAAAAUGGUAAGUCGAAUGGCGAGCCGGACUGUGAAACCUCUGCAACUGUGCUGACACAGAGUGCGCUGGAAGAAAUCAGUCCUGAAACUAAAGCAAAGAUAGAAGAGGAGGCAUAUAACAAAGGCUAUCAGGAAGGCUUGAAGAAAACCAAAGAACUUCAAGAACUGAAGGAAGAAGAUGAAGAGACAACAAAAGAAAGUCAUGAUGAACAUGAAGAAAGUGAAAAUGAAGAUGAGAUAAGAAAACUGAAAAGCAGCAGACUUGAAGUCAUCAUUAAUUAUGUACAUAUACUGUACCCCAAACUGUGUAAACACUGGAAUGUGGUAUGGCUUGUAGUGGCUGCGAUAAUCAUUUUUGCUGUGGUCUUGGGAAUCUACCAUUCAUACAAUUCCUGUGAUGAAAAAUCAGAGGGACCUGAAGGGAAGGCCAGCUGUUCUGCUGCCCAUCAACAUUCCUGGUGGAACUCAGGAUUUCAACAUGAGCAACGCACUGAAUAAUAAAGGAACAUCUACGUAUUUAUGGUACCUGAGCAAGUAGGCAUAUUAGAACACAGUUAAAGGUAGUGCUUAGUCAUCCUUAUGGUUGUUAAACGUUAUCUGUUAGACAAGUGAGUUACUCCACACCAUCAAGUUUAGGGAUACAUUAUGAACAUGCUUUGCCAAAAUGACAAUCUGAUAAAUAAUCCCGUCUGUCCUCUUAUUGUAAAUUAGUGAUACAAUAAAGUAAUAUUUAAUUGUGGUAAGGGUUAUGGCAGUAAUCAGGUAAUCAGCAACCAGCAAGAUAUUUAAAAGAAUGAUUUGCACAGGGCACUGACAUCUGCUGUGGUUUUAGAGCAACUCAUAAAACCUGUAUUUGCAGUUAGUGCUUUACUUUGCAUUUCCUGAAUUUUUUGGUAGUUGUUGAAGUACUAACAGCAUUUAAGUCCUCUGGGUUUUAAGAGUCUAUUUAAUUUUCUUUUUCAUGAUUAUUGGGUAGAGAACAAGCUCUAGGUGUGUCUAGGUGGCAGUUUAUAUCAUCACCUAAAUCUGGGAACUUCUGAUAUAUCAAAGGGACAUGCUUUGCAACGAAUUUGUGUGCACCACUCAGACUCAGUACUGGUUACAGCAAAAAUAAUUUGCUGUCUGAAGGAUGAGAUGUAUUGCCCAAGCCUAAAACUCCACAGUCUUGAGCGUGGGAAGCAAAGAAAAGAAGAAAAAGUCUUGAAACCUCUGUAGACAGGUGACCCCACUAAAUAAAACUCUGCCCUAUUCCUAAUACUGGAAAUAGAUAUCAUUUGAGAUCUGCAUGGGGAACACAGUUCUGUUUGCAGCCACAACCCUACCAGUGCCUGAUGAAUCAGGAUAUGAAAGUAGUGAGGACUUUAAAGAAGUCACUGCAUGUUUUUUAGUAGUUCAGAAUUUUAGAAUCAGAAUCAUAGAAUCAUGGAAUAGUUUGGGUUGGAAGGGACCUUAAAGAUCAUCCAGUUCCAACCCCCCUGCCAUGGGCAGGGACACCUCCCACUAGAUCAGACUGCUGAAGUCCCCAUGCAACCUGGCCUUGAACACCUCCAGGGACGGGGCAGCCACAACUUCCCUGGACAAUCUGUGCCAGUGCCUCACCACCCUCAUGGUGAUGCCAGCUAUGUAACUGUUCUGAUAUGCUUUCAAAGCCAAACUAUCAAGUCAUGAUAGAUUAAUCUUUUGCCCAAAAUUUUUAACAGUUGUGCUAUUUGGAAGUUGUGAUUUCUUACACAAGAAUGUGGAAUCCUGAAGUCUUUAGAUAUGCAAUUUCUAAAUAGUGAAGCCAUUAUCUGUAAAAAACCCACACCUCCUAGGACUGAGACCAAAAGACACGUCACUUAAGGUAGUACUAUGAAUACCUGCUGAACAUCACUGCUGACUGUUUGUCUUUCCAUGGCUAUAUGCUUGAAUUGAACCACAAUAUCAAAACCAGUGUGACACUUGAUUGUAGCUGUCUUGCAUUCUUCUGGCAUUCUGUGACUGACGAACAGGUCUGCUUACCAACUGAAGGACAAGUAUGUUAUGAAGUACUGUAAUUUUGGUUCAGAUGCGGUUAGUAUUAACUUGUUUUCUUUUGGUGUAAACACUGAACCUCAAUUCAAUUAUCAAAGAAAACAAGUUUCUAACUCGGUCAGAAAUUUAAUUUACAUUCCUUGUUCUAGUAACAAAUAUCCUGCUGGUGAAUUUUGUUUGUCACAUCUUUGGCCAUAUUUUUCUUGGGAGACUUUUACAUGAAAGAAAAAAUUAAAAUAAAUUUUAAAAAAGCACAAUACUACAACUUUCUGUGGAGAGAGAAAGUCUACGAGCAGUAGGGAGGUUUGGUUUUUGUUUUAAAGUACAUAUUGUUAGGAAUAGUGGCUUAAGGAAGUUCAAAAUGGAUAAUGGGAAAGUGUCAUUUGGUCUAAAAUGGUAAUUGGUAAAGAAUGACAGAAGAAGGUUUCUUGCAAAUUACUCUGUAUCUGUUUGGUUCAACUAGAAUAUCCGACUAUGAAGAACUGCUGUAACAUUUCACAUACUUUCAGUAUUUGAAGAAACUUGUCAGUUGUUCUUUGAAUACUUCCUUAUUAAAAUCAGCUUCUUUAACUUAUUAUUCUUUACAAAUAGUGUUGAAAAAUUAAUAAGGCAAUAAAAAUUGAAGGUAAAUAAUCCUGAAGAUUCAGAAUGCUUUAUGCCAAAAAUUACAGCACAUAUUUGAUUAUGUGAUUGUGGAAAUGUUGUGCUGCACUGAGGAAAAAUAAUUAAAAAUGCCUAUAAUCUAAUUAAUUGUUUUUUAUUUACAACUCACUGAUGUGAAUCCAACACUUUAUUUUAAUACAUGUAGGAAGUUAUUGAUAUCAACUGCUUAAUGUUAAGCAUGUGCUAAGUUUUUUUGGUCAGUGGGCAAAUGAGGUCUCCAUCCUCUCUCGAAAUUCAGCCCACUGGCUUUUGUGGACUUAGCGCAUAAAGGCAAAUUUCCAUCAGUAGUUUUACUGAUUUGAACUGAACUACUUGCAUGUCUAUGGCAAGUAUCAUUUAGCCACCAAGUUGUUAAUUGUUGAAUGGACUGAAACAGGCAAGAGGUUUGAAUGGGGUUGGAAAGAUGAAGAUACAGUUUAUUUUUUUAAAAAAAUUCUUUUUAUAACUACUUUGAGCAAACUGUCCACUAGAAAUAAUGAACCACAAUGACUAACAGCACAUGAAAUAUUUUUGCUUAUGUUUUGCAGUUAGUUAAUGACAACGCAUUUUUAAAUAGGAAACUAGAAUGAGCUCAAAAACUAUUCUAAAUGUAAUUUUAUCCAUUGGAUAUUAUUUUACUUUAUCUGAAAAAAAAACCAACCUCUUCUACGUUCAAAGAACAAAUCUGAUAACAAGAAAUAGAUCUGUUAUUUAUGCUUUUAACACUGAAAUAGUUUUCUUGAGGUGCAAUAUUUAUUUUUCUGCUUUAACAAGACACAUUUAUUGUUUUUCCUGCACAGCACAGAUGUUUCUAGUAAAAGGAAUUUUAAAAGGGCACUAUUUUUGUGUAUCAUAUUUAAAUUUGUAAUAUUGUAAGAUUUUGCACAAGUGUUCCUGUAUUGUACUGUAUAGUAUCACAUACUUGAGUUUUGAAAUAAAAGUAUGGUUUCAAAGU
Cuculus canorus (common cuckoo) is the source of this 6216-nucleotide messenger RNA. It is a transcript of the gene IRAG1, whose product is annotated as inositol 1,4,5-triphosphate receptor associated 1. The record is from RefSeq and is a predicted model, not a curated record. Lineage: Eukaryota; Metazoa; Chordata; Aves; Cuculiformes; Cuculidae. The coding region runs from base 561 to 3104 and encodes 847 amino acids. The transcript is spliced from 25 exons.